GAAUUAUAAACAAAACAAUAAAAUCUAUGAAUUGAAUGAAUAUUGCGGUCAAUGAGUGAAGUAAUUGAUUGUCAAUUGAUUUGUUGUUUAACUCUAUUAUGACUUAUAUUUGUAAACAAUUUCUAACAAAUUAUAAUCAAAAGUGUUUACCAUUAGUGAGGAGACAGUCAUCGGCGUCGUUGUGGUCAUUGUUAUUAAAUUGUCGUAAUUUGAGUUCACAUGCGAUCACCGAUUCUUCGACAUCAAUGGUUCGGGUGUUGAGUGUGGCCGAGAAGAAUGACGUGGCCAAGAAUGUGGCCAACAUUCUCGGCAGAGGAGCCGUACGGACUCGGGAAGGAUUGAGUAAAUUCAAUAAAGUUUAUGAGAUAACCGUUGGCCACAACACACUCGGCAAUUGCAAUAUGAGUUUGACUUCUGUUUGCGGACAUCUUUUCAAUUAUGAUUUCGGAACUCAACACAAGAAAUGGUGGUCUUGUGAACCAAAAGAUUUGUUUUGGGCACCAAUUGAACAGACGUGCGGAGACAACAACCAGAGGAUUAAACAAACGCUUAUUAGAGAAGCCAAGAGAUGUGAUGUACUCAUCAUAUGGACUGAUUGUGACCGCGAAGGAGAAAACAUUGGUUUCGAAGUAAUAACUGUUUGCCGAUCGGCUAAUCCAAGAUUAAACAUAUUUAGAGCCCAUUUCUCGGAGAUUACAGUUGAGGCCAUCAAUCGUGCCUUUAAUAAUCUGAUUCGACCAAACAAGAAGUUAGCCGAUGCUGUCGACGUUCGCCAGAAACUCGAUCUUCGAUUGGGCGCCGCUUUUACCAGAUUUUUGACUCUUGAAUUGCAGAAACUUAGACCUGAAUUAAGGGAUACAAAACACGUUGUGAGUUACGGCUCGUGUCAGUUCCCGACACUCGGUUUUGUUGUCGACCGACAUAAACAACGAGAAAACUUUGUUCCGCAAAAGUUUUGGUCGUUAGAAGUUAACUACAAGAAGAAUGGUUUUAAUGCAAAGUUUCACUGGAAAAGGGUUCGACUAUUUUGUGAACUGAGUUGUUUGGCCAUAAUGUCGAAAGUGAUGGACAAUUUUGAAGCCAUUGUUACUAACAUUCAAACCAAGCGACGCACUAAAUGGCGACCUCAACCCUUGGAUACCGUAACGUUUGAGAGGUCUGUUUCGUCUAAACUCAAGAUUAAUGCUAAGAAAGCGAUGGCAAUCGCGGAAAAGCUUUACACCAAUGGAUUUAUUAGUUAUCCGAGAACUGAGACAAACAAAUUUCCUCCGGAACUGAAUUUAGUGAAUUACACACAACUCCAGAUUGACAGUCCUAUUUGGGGUCAGUUCGCACAAAGAAUUCUUAAUAAUGGUCCGAAUCCACGCAAUGGUAAUAAGUCGGAUAAUGCUCAUCCACCCAUACAUCCAACCAAAUAUGCACCCAAUUUGACCGGUGAUGACAAACGUGUUUAUGAACUAAUUGUACGCCAUUUUCUUGCCUGUCUUGACAAAGAUGCCGUUGGCUUUGAAACAACAAUUGAUAUUUGUGUUAAUGAAGAGAUAUUUUCAUUAAGUGGUUUAAGAAUUGAAGAGAAAAACUAUUUAGAAAUUUAUAUUUACGACAAAUGGAGUGACAAAGAGAUCCCACAAUUUAGUCAAAACGAACGCUUUAUUCCCGAUUCAAUUGAAGUGACCGACGGACAGACGACAGCACCUGAACUACUAACUGAAUCACAAUUGAUAGCAUUGAUGGAAAAGCAUGGCAUCGGUACCGAUGCCACACAUGCCGAACAUAUCGAGAAAGUUAAGGAACGGAAAUAUAUCACUGAAACACCCGAUAGACGCCUUAAACCUGAAGGAUUAGGAAUCGGAUUAGUUGAUGGAUAUGACGAAAUUGGUUAUCAAAUGUCAAAACCACAUCUGAGAUCGGCUCUUGAGAAGGAUCUACAGGCCAUUUGUGAUGGACUCAAAAAUCCCGAAAUUGUUCUCAACAAUCAAAUCAUUGAAUAUGAAAAAGUAUUUAAGGAAUCACUUAAACAUAAAAACAGAUUAUUUGAUGCCGUUGUCAGAAAAUUAUGACAUUUUUGUUAGUAAUAUAUGAGUUAUUGAUUAUCAAUUUUAACUAAAGUUGUUUUUAUAUUUAUUU
This is a messenger RNA of Oppia nitens, 2127 nucleotides long. RefSeq names its product DNA topoisomerase 3-alpha-like (gene Top3alpha). The transcript has a single exon. Gene Ontology annotation, cellular component: nucleus. NCBI's taxonomy places the organism in Eukaryota, Metazoa, Arthropoda, Arachnida, Sarcoptiformes, Oppiidae. Gene Ontology annotation, molecular function: DNA binding; DNA topoisomerase type I (single strand cut, ATP-independent) activity. Bases 99 to 2060 code for a protein of 653 amino acids. Gene Ontology annotation, biological process: DNA topological change. The record is from RefSeq and is a predicted model, not a curated record.